GGCUGUCUUGACGUACGCUGUCUACAACUUUCUGUAAUUCUUCACCCUCAACGUGGACGAUGUCAAUGCGCAAGCUACCUUUACGAGUACUUUACACGGUUAACAGCUCUCCUCAAUAUAUUCUUGCCCGGUCACCAUCUUCUGUGCAGGUUACUCUUUGCCCAUCUCCUUCUGCUGCACAUGCGCAGUACGGUUUGGCACCACUUAAAGCAUGUCUCAAUGCUAUUUGCAACUCAAGCCCAGAGCUUCUCCUGGAUAACUCCAGGGACUUUUCUAUCUAUGUACUGGACCCAUUGGAGUCGCAAACUAUGCCAGCCCAUGUAGACUUUUCCCAAUCGAACGCGGCGUCUACUUCAGCGCCGCAAGCAGCCCAACCACGAGGAGUGGCCGUUGCACUGGGGCUGAUGUCGUGGGCACUCACAGCGGACGAAUCAGACAGCGUGACUGUCACCGGUACAAUCACAACGCUUGGUACAGGUCUUGAUGCCCUAGAAGUGGUCUUUGCUCUCCGAGAGACUAAACACAUCCAGAAAUCUCACUUGUCUGAUGCCUUAAAAUCUUGGAGCCAGCCACCCAAGGCAUCACAUACAAAUAAAUCAAUUCUACCUCCCGAACCCACUAACUCAGAAACCCCACCCUCGUCACAAGAGCUUCUCACUAGAUCUGCCGAUUUUCCUGAGGUUUACAUCGGACCUCCUAAGCGCGGUCGGGGCCGCCCUGAGGGUCCGAAGAAGAAGCCCAAGCAGUCAAAGUCACAAAAACCUCAUGCGUGGCCUGCAGCACCACCAUUUAUAUGUGCUCCGCUCGUGCGACUACAUCAGCAAGAGCCAGAAGUGGCCCCUACCCAUACACCUACUUCUUUACUUACAAUACUGUCUGCCCUAUCUACUGGGAGAGACAAUACAGCGCUUUUGGCUGCUCUUUCGACGGUGGAUUCGACACCGUCGGGAUCAGAGCCAAGCCCAGCGCUGCUAAAUGCAUUAAGGGAUUUGCUGGCAGCGCAAAGUCAGAAUCAACAGCAGUCGUCGCACGCGCUGCAGCCUGUCUCACGGAAUAAUCAAGACGAUGAUAUUGUUAUAUUAGAAAAGGAACACGUAGAUCCGACCGCAUUCCGACGACGUGUGGAAAGGGAAGACUCGAGCAAUUUGGCCACAACCACUGCAGAUGAAUCAGAAACAACCCCUCUGCGCCAGCGUCGUGCCUACAUUCCACUAGAUGGGAAAGAGAAUACACAUUCGUCCCCAGUGACCCGUAAGCGCAGGCUCAGUGACUUUAUGGCGGAACAGGAAAACAAUAAAGCUCGAAGAAAGCGUGCACACGCUCGGUCAGAAUCCGGGCGAACAUCGGGCUCCUCUGAAAUACCACAAUCAAUAAUACCUCCAGGUCAUCACCGCACCGUUCGCUCAAAUUUUGACACGAGUGUAUCAUCUGAAAUGCCCACCAGUUCUUCGCUUUUCCGUCCGAGGUCAUCUCCUUCCAGGCCGAUGUGUCGCUCUGUAUUCCAAUCCCAGACCUCCCUCGCCAUGCCGCAUUCGACACAAGCACCUGUAAAGCCCGUCAAAAAUUUUGUCGUGCCAGAGUGGGCACGUACAAGCACCGCUACCCGACCAAAGCUCUCGAAGGAGGUUGAAGAACGUAUUGCACUCAUGGAGCAGGAGAAGAAAGGGAAGCGCGCUGGACGGCGAACGCAGAAACCAGGAUGUUCGCAACAAGGCGCCAGAGCACCGAUUGACCUGCCUUUGGAGGAUAGAUGUACGAUGGUACACACACCUGUCGAAGAGGUGACCAUGCCGCGUCUACAGAGUGCUCUUUCACUCUCCUUGCCUGUCUUUGCAUCUGACGUAUCUAUAUCGUCCCCCCUCUCGCCUCCUUCCCCUGUGUUGGAGACACCUCCAGUACCCAGCACACCUCCGCGGAGGACAUCAGUUUUGCGUGCUACGUCACGAAGCCUUGGACCCGACGAGGCUUCACCACUGUUCAGCCCAACUCCCAAAUUAUUUUGGGGUAGCACUGGAAAGACGCCGCACUUUCCCUCCCAUCCCCGCACACCUUCACGUACGAGUAAGAAACCUGUCUUUUCUCCUAUUCACCUUCGCACACCAUCUGCAAAAAUAUCUCCUCUACGACUCGGACUCAGACCGCGCUCAUCCCUCGAAUGGGCCAACAAGUCAGUCGAACAACCCGUCGACCGCGAAGAAGAAGACCUGCUCGGCAAAGAACUCGACGAUGCGCUUCAAGGGCUGGAUGUCCCAGCAUUUAAGCAGCAGGACGCGACGGACACCCUCGAAAGUGGCGAAGACAAUAUAACGUUACCUCUAUCUCCCCUUCCUCCCUCUUCCCCGCUCCCGCCUACCAGUCCUUUGCUACUUCCUUCCACAGACGAUCCAAUGGAAGAUUUCUUCGACAGCGACGCUUUCUUCAGUGACUCGGAUGGAAUACUGGGGGACGCAAGCGAGUUUCCACCCUCUUCGAUCUCCGAUUGGUUUUCCUCGGAUGAUGAUGGUGGAGCGGACAUAGACGAGUUGCUGACCUUAGACGGGACCUCAGGGUUGGAUCCUGAAGGUUCUUUUUCACCAAAUGCGUUUGCUGAUAUGGACUUUACGGAGUUUUGGGAGUCGCUUAAACCUCUCCUUCAGGCAAGGGCAGACGAGGAGGGGAAAACAACUGUCAGCACGGACUCUGGAGCCAUAAUGGAUGGUGUCGAUGUGGACUCUGGAAAGCUUGCUCAGGAGGUACAGGUGCUUUUGAGUGGGUGCCUGAUGUGACAUUAUGGACGCGUACGACAUUAAAAGACAGUUUAAGCAGAAGCUCAUCUACGAAAUCACGCUCCGAGCACGCAAAUGCUUAAACACAAUCAACUCUGCGAGUAUAUAUUAGAUAGAAACUUGCGCUCGCAAUAUGUCACAAGAUAUGUGAAACACUAGCACGUAUAUUGUGAGCUCGUACUACUGAUUAUGCGUAA
Messenger RNA from Suillus plorans, 2962 nucleotides. RefSeq lists its product as uncharacterized. Bases 60 to 2765 code for a protein of 901 amino acids. The record is from RefSeq and is a predicted model, not a curated record. The transcript has 4 exons. Lineage: Eukaryota; Fungi; Basidiomycota; Agaricomycetes; Boletales; Suillaceae.